CGAAAUGCUGGAAUUCCUGGACGCAAAAAAAUGUUAAUUGGGUAAACGCUGCGGACGGUCUCAGCCCGCCACGCGACAACCGACAAUCCUUCGCAGUCCCGCACCGCACCGCCGCACCGCACCACCGCACCGCGGCCAAGGCCAAUAGCCUCGCCUAGCGCUCACUCGCUCGCCCCACUACCACCGCACCACGCGCUCCCGUUUCCGCCGAUCCGAGCGCGCAGAUCGCGGAAGCCCAGCGGCUCAGAGUCCAGGGGGAGGGAGCUCGCGGCGGCUGAGGAAGGCGUUCACCACCGUCGCGGAUUUCAUUGAGGAAGAGAUGGGGCUCUCCUUUGGGAAGCUGUUCAGCCGCCUCUUCGCCAAGAAGGAGAUGAGGAUUCUCAUGGUCGGGCUCGAUGCCGCCGGUAAGACCACCAUCCUCUAUAAGCUCAAGCUCGGCGAGAUCGUCACCACCAUCCCCACCAUUGGAUUCAAUGUUGAAACUGUUGAGUACAAGAACAUUAGCUUCACCGUUUGGGAUGUUGGUGGCCAGGACAAGAUCAGGCCCCUGUGGAGGCACUACUUUCAGAACACGCAGGGACUUAUUUUUGUUGUAGACAGCAAUGAUAGGGAACGUGUUGUUGAGGCUAGAGAUGAGCUCCACAGGAUGCUGAAUGAGGAUGAGCUGCGUGAUGCCGUGCUGCUUGUAUUUGCAAACAAACAAGAUCUUCCCAAUGCUAUGAAUGCUGCUGAAAUUACUGACAAGCUUGGUCUGCAUUCUCUUCGCCAGCGGCACUGGUACAUCCAGAGCACUUGUGCUACAUCUGGUGAAGGGUUGUAUGAGGGGCUUGAUUGGCUUUCCAACAACAUCGCCAACAAGUCUUGAAGCUUUUCAGCAGGGCUCCUAGCAAGAGGAAGACGUCUGAACAACUUAUGGAUGCUUUUUUACAUUUUAUUACAAAGAUACUCCCUCUGUCUCGAUUUACUAUUCCUUUUGGGAUAGUGGUUGAUUCAUAUAAUAUUUGAUGUAUGUGUUUAAUAGAUGUGUCUAGAUUCACCAUCAUCUAUUUUAAUAUGGACAUAGAUAUAAAGAGCUAAAACAAAUACUAUUUUGAAAUGGAGUGAGUACAAUCUAUAGUAGAUAGUGUGGGUGCUGUGGAGAGAAAAAAAUCUGAGCUUUCUUUUGAGUGUUUGCUAGUGUUUACCUUCGGAGAUGAUAUGGUAAAUUAUAUUGACAUGCUUUCGCGUA
Messenger RNA from Zea mays, 1228 nucleotides. Lineage: Eukaryota; Viridiplantae; Streptophyta; Magnoliopsida; Poales; Poaceae. The record is from RefSeq and is a predicted model, not a curated record.